AAGCAAUGGGAAGAAUGUUGAGCAAUCGUGAGCAAAUUUUGCAAGAUACGGAUAAGAAAAAUUUGUUAAACCUUUAAUUUUUCCGAGUAUAUAUUUUUUGGACGAUUCUGUGCAACUCGAUCCUCGUAAUUUUAUUUACAAAAUUAGAAAACUUUGGGCGCUUUUUUAAAAAUCAGAGUGACUAUUGUGCAACGAGUCAAUCAUACGAGACCGGUGUAUCGAAUAACGUGGACCACGUUCCGCCGGCCGCAGAGGCUUUCUAAGCUGAGGAUCUUUUUCUCUCGAGAUCGAGUUGCCGCUGGCAGGGACACGCGAGCCUCCCCACGGAUUCACAGUUGGGAAAAAAAGCGCGCGCUUCUGCCCAUCCUUCGCCACGUCCUGCCGAUGGAAUUCGAAAAAUCUCCCUCGAAAACGUUCCCCGUUACCCGAACACGGAUCGAUUCUCCACGACGAAGAUUCUACUUUUUUCUUUCGAAAAUUUGCCAUUCGAAGACUAUUCCGGAUUAUUCGAUAUUGCGUUCAAAAUUAUUUCUUUUUUUUUUUUUUUAAGAGAGAAUUUAAAGUAAGUUUAAAUACAUUCUGGAUAUAAUAAAUUUUACGUAGGAUUUUAUUGAUGAUUUUUUUCUUUUUUUUGCGAAUUUUAAAUGGCGAGUUUCACGAGUUAAUUGAUAGAAAUUGUAAAGUUUCGAAAAACUUUUUCCAUUUUCUUAACACCACCAGUUGGGGAUAGGAUUCUAAUUUUGCUUCGAACAUUGUUGAAACACCUUUUCCGGAAAUUUAUUCAGAUAAAACAGUGCAAUUUAACUCGCAACUCGUUCCUGUUUCAACGAGGAAAUAACUCGUUCUCAUUUUCGCAAAUUUAAAAAUUUAACUCGAUCGUCUGGAAACGUUCUUUCGAUCAUUCAAAAUUCAAAGUGUUAAAGGGAUUGAUAUGAUCAUCGUCGGGGGAUUGACUCGAGAUCGAAUCGAAUCGAAUUUUCGGAAAAUUUUAACGUCGAAGCAACCGUUCCCCCUCCGAUCUGUCGAUUGAACGGUGAAAUCUGGUAAUCCCAUCGCCGCACUCGAGUUAUCGGAUUAUCCGAGCGCGGAUUUUACGAAGCGAAAAAGGAAAGAAAGAGAGGAAGAAAGAAAAAUAAGGAAGGGGAGGGUGGAAAAAGCGAUCCGCCAUGUGCGGCGACCGCGUAACACUCGAGAACGCUGUGCUCGUCUUACAACUGGAGCAAAUAUAUUACAUCGCGUGAUCAGAGGCACGCAUCAGUAGCCUGCGGUACGGUAAACGAAAUACACGUGCGGUUCGAUUUUAAUCGCGACGUUGCGGAUCCGUUUCUCUCUGUUCAUCCAAGGGGAAAAACUGUCGCUUUCUUUCUUAAAAUUUGCAAAUAUGCACGAACAUUUUUAAAAAAAGGGGGAAAGGAGGGGUGGAGAGAGGAGCGCGAAAGAAGAAAUGAAGGAUUCGUUGUUUUAACGGUUUGGUAGCAAUCUCAAGGGGAAGGGAAAGUUUCGAACACUGAGAUGAAUUGGAGGAUUUUAGUCGUUGGAUUUUCGUUGGCGAUCGUGGUGGAUAUCUGCGCGGCGAAUAACGAUACUUGGGACAAGAUUCGCGAGAAAAAGGCGAGGUUGGUGAAGAAAUUGAAGAAGGAUUUCCGCAAGUUGAAGAAGCAGGAAGGAGCCGUGAAGUUGGUGGGCAGCGAGAAUGGUGGACACGAAGGAAACGUGGAAAUACUUCACGACGGGAAAUGGGGCAGCGUGUGCGACGACGAAUGGGAUUACUUGGAGGCCAAUGUGGUUUGCAGGCAAUUAGGCUUCGACGGGGCAAUUAAACCGACAGCGAACGGUCACUUUGGCCAGGCCAGAAGAAGAUAUUGGAUGGACAACGUGUAUUGCGACGGGAGCGAGGACGAGCUCUCCAAGUGCAGGUUCGACGGAUGGGGCGCUUCCGACUGCGAGGGCGGAGAGGCGGCCGGUGUAAUUUGCGCCCGCGACCAGCAACAACAGGAAGCGGAGGAUGGGGUUAGGGAGCGGUCGAAGGCGAGGAGGAAGCCGGAGAAACGGAGGAUCAAGGAUACACAUCAGCAGGGAGUGGCGAUAAGGCUGGCAGGGGGACGCGUCCACAGCGAGGGGAGAGUGGAGGUUAAGCUCGGGCGUUCAGAUUGGGGUGUCAUCUGCGGCGAUGGUUGGUCCCUGUUCGAGGCCGCGGUUGUUUGCCGGCAAUUGGGCCUUGGUUACGCCUCCGACGCCGUCCAGACCAACUUUUUCGGCGGCGAGAAGACGCCCAUGGCCAUCAGUGGCGUACAGUGUCGCGGGAACGAGAGCAGUCUGACCGAUUGUCUGCACGACAAGCUCCUCGAUUGUCCAGGCCCUGUAGAAAACGUGGCCAGCGUAGUGUGUCUUCGAGACAUGCCUGAUCUGGUGUUCGACCACAUAGAACUUAUGCGAACGGCCCAUCUCGAGGACAGGCAGUUAUAUUGGUUACAAUGCGCCAUGGAGGAGAACUGCGUCGCCUCGCAGGCAUAUAAAAUUCAAAAGGAGUCGGAAAAUUGGCAUUUGGAGACCAGGAGGCUUCUACGAUUCACAGCGAGGAUCUUGAACGCAGGAACCGCAGACUUCCGGCCGUCGGUGCCGAAACACCUUUGGGAAUGGCACAUGUGCCAUAUGCAUUACCACUCUAUGGAGGUGUUCGCCACGUUCGACGUGUUGGACCUGAACGGGACGAGGCUCGCGGAGGGGCACAAAGCGUCCUUCUGCCUGGAGGAUAAUCAAUGCCUGCCGGGCGUGGAGGCGAGGUACAAAUGCGCCAAUUACGGCGACCAAGGGAUUUCCGUGAAUUGUAGCGAUAUAUACAGGCACAACAUCGAUUGCCAGUGGGUGGACAUAUCGGAGCUUCGCCCUGGGGAGUACAUUUUCAAGGUAGGAUGGCUCGAAAAAUUCCCUCCCCCUGUUUUCGAACAACCUUUGUUUUUGAUCGACGGCCAAGAAAGAGACAAGAGAGAUCCAUUAAGAAGCUUCCUUAUAUUUCUCCCAGACUUCCAAACUUGUAAAUAAUCGCUCCAUUAUUCUCCCUCCCUCUCUCUCUUUCGUCUCCUGUCUCCAAUGAGAGAGAAUCCUUAUGGACAUCCUUACGGUCCACGUCGCAAGAUCGAAGGGGAGCGAGUGAUCGAGAUCGAUAUUUUUCAGGUCGGGGUGAAUCCUGAGCUCAAAGUGGGCGAGAUGUCGUUCGACAAUAACGCGGCAAUUUGCCGCCUUCUCUACACCGAAUCGUUCGCCACUGUGCACAGUUGCGUCAUGGGUCGUCCUUGACAUCCCCCCUUCGUUACGUCAUCAUAUAUAUAAAAACUCUCGAUGCUACGAGCCCAAUAAUUUCGAUCUGCUAAAUUCGAUUUCGAUUAGACGAUUUGAAAAGAAGAGGAAUAUUUAAUAAACUAUAGUUUAUUCGUAUAUUUUUAUUAAAAUCAAUAAAAUCGAGGGGGGGUAACAGUUCAAAUGCUUCAUCGGUAAAAAGUUUUCUCUAAUAAAGAGGAAUUGGCCUGUAGCACGAUUCCUUUGAUCGCACGGAUCCUUGUUACGAAUAUCGUGGAAGGAAGACGCGAGGAAAUGGAAUCGUAUGCUUAUUCGGAGCAUUGGUGUUUGAGGGAGAGAGAGAGAGAGAGAGAGUUUCGUGAAGCUACGAACUAGGAGGAUGCAGACUUGUGGGACAUUCUAACCAAUUUUGAAUCUCAAGGAGGAAUAAGAUCGUUCGUGUAUUCGGGAUGUGUAUACUCUGUUUAUUUAAAAUUGGAACGAGUUUAUUUUCGCGCGAAACUUCAUUAUCAUUGUACGCAAAUCGACGUCCAGAUCGCGCAACCAGUCAAGGAGGUUAGAAAGCGCACAGUCGAGCGAAAAUUUUUAAAUUUUCCGAACUAAUUCUCCGAUUAAUUUAAAUUUUAAAUCAUCGUAUCCUAAUGUAUUAAUUAAGGGGGAUAAUAAUUCCAGUAUAACAAGAGGGAUAACGAUCUUGGAAUUUUUAUUACGGAGAGAAUCAACUAUCUUUUCUUUUUUCUCGAAGGAUUAAGUAAGGAAGACUUUUUUGAAGGGAAGACGAACAAAGUGCUUUUUAGAUGUUUAGAUUAAAAAUUCCGUUCGAUAACAGCACAGUUUUCGUGCCGUCGCUCGGAGGAUUAGAUUUGGAGUAGAAAAAUAGCUGGGAACAAGGGGUUGUACAGCCUUUAAAAGUAGGUCAUAGUUCUUUCUUUUAAACGAGCAACCUUCGAUCGCUCAUAAUUUGAUAAUUAGCAACGUGUUCGUCUCGCCUCGCGUGAAACAGGGAUCUUGAUUGUCGAUCGAGCCACUCGUUUAUUUAGAAAUUUUAGACACCUUGUUCCUUUCUUUCUUCCUCUUAAAUUCCAAAGGGGAGAAAUCAAAUUUCCAUUCUCCUUCGUUUUUUUCAAAUUAUUGUAAAAGAGGCAAAUAAAAAAUUUCCACUUUUA
This is a messenger RNA of Apis cerana (Asiatic honeybee), 4463 nucleotides long. RefSeq names its product lysyl oxidase homolog 3A. Gene Ontology annotation, cellular component: membrane. Gene Ontology annotation, biological process: peptidyl-lysine oxidation. Gene Ontology annotation, molecular function: protein-lysine 6-oxidase activity; copper ion binding. The record is from RefSeq and is a predicted model, not a curated record. NCBI's taxonomy places the organism in Eukaryota, Metazoa, Arthropoda, Insecta, Hymenoptera, Apidae.